Messenger RNA from Xyrichtys novacula (pearly razorfish), 38015 nucleotides. The record is from the annotation of a GenBank genome assembly. Lineage: Eukaryota; Metazoa; Chordata; Actinopteri; Labriformes; Labridae.
AUGGACAGGAAUGAGGUUUCACCGGCGACUGCUGCCACCAUGAAAAAGAAGGCGGUAGGCGGCAGCGGAUGCAGCCACAUCAACGCACCGAAGGCUGCCGCGUCCAAAUGCACAAGAAGCAGCAGCAGCCAGAACUGCCUGGACGCCGGUUUCCCCGGUGCACAAAACGCUAAGCAGUCCGGUGCUGCCAGCAACGUCGUGAUGGACGAGACGGAGGACGGAGAAGAGGAGUCCAAGUUUCAGCAUCCGCGGUUGCGCCGAGCCGGGGGGAGCGGCAGCGGCGGAGGUGGAGGAGGAGGCGGCGGCAGUAUUAGGAUGAAGAACUUUACGCCAGGAGGGGGAGCCGCGUCCUCGGGUUCCAGGAGAAACUCCAGCAAGGAGCCCAGCCAUACGCACACAGAGGACGCUCCCGCCGCUUCACGGCCCACUGUUGCCUCCAGAUCAGCCGAGACCCAGACACCCUGUCCGGGCGAUGUUGCCCGGCGCAGAGAGACCAGGCGAGCAUCUGGGGCGGAGGCGUCGGAAUCAGCGGUCGCGUUAGAGGUUUUAAACGCGACAACGGGUGAUGGUUGCAACAGCAUCGCUCCAAUUUCCAGCAUGAAAUGCAACAAAAACGGAGAAUGCAGGAGGGACUCUGGUACCGGGAGCCUGCGCUCAAUCAUCUCCAAACAGGAGAAGCAGACGGGAGGGUCGGGGAGGGCCGAGGACGGGGGGAGCGCGAAGCGGGGAGCCUGUAAUUCGGCCACCGCCAGCAUGGAUGGCUCCAUCACACCAGGUGGGUCUCUGACCGGGGGGCAAGGAGGCGAGAGCGCUAACCCCGGUGCUACCCCCGUGUCCAGCGGCGUCCCUGAGAAAAAGGACUCCAAGGUGUCCUUCUCAAACGCACCGAGCCGGAAAGCCUCGUCGUCGCUGCACGGCCCGGCUCAGACUCAGACCCAGCAGCCCAGGAACUCUGUCACUUUCCAGAAGCCAGAGGAUGGACCGCCAAUCGUGCCCGCCGAGGACGCGGAGCCUCAGGGCAGCCAAGCCAGCUUUAUGCAGCGGCAGUUUAGUAGUAUGCUGCAGCCCGGGGUUAACAAAUUCUCUUUACGCAUGUAUGGUAGUCAAAAAGCAGUGGAGAGAGAGCAAGAGAGGGUAAAAUCAGCUGGAAAUUGGAUUAUCCACCCUUACAGCGAUUUCAGGUAAGAGCUGGGGCUGCCAUUGGUUGCACGUUGAAAGUCAUGAGGGGCCCGUGUGAGUCCUCAUAGUCAUCUACAACUCACUUUGCUGUGCGAGACCACUGUGGCUUCAUGGGGAAUACAUGUAUGGUUAUUGUACAAGGCUACUGGCAGCUGGUUUCCCAUCUCAUCCCCUCUGAGUGAAUCUGUAGAGAUUCAAAUCGAUGCAUUGCAACGUGCUGCCGUUUAUCCCCCAAACAACCUGUUGUCAGGCAAAUGGACUUUGGCGAGGAGUGUCCUUUCAAGGUUGUAAACAAAUCCUAUUCCAGUCUGUAUGUACAGUAGCAUGUCUGGGAUGCUCAACAAGCCCGGCCUGCUAACACGACCCCACUUUUCGUUGAAGCACGCGCACAUUUAACAGAGGACGGCGAUCUGACGCUAAUUUGAGCUGAUUUUAAAAAGCCAUUAUUAUUCAAAGACGGGCUUAUUAUUAUUCGUUGUAGUCUAAGCUCUGCGACAAGAGCCGCGCUGACAGGAUGUAGGCUAUGUCUGUGUGUGUAUGUGUAUGUGUGUGUGUGUACGCUAUGCACUCAGUAAUGGAAUGUCACCUUGAGCCAAGUGUGCGAAAACCUCAAGCAUGCUCACUGGAGACACAUCCGCCUGUUCGACUCCCCGGAUCCUGCAUUUUAAUGACGGAUGCGCUGUGUUUAUCUCGGCCAAAACACUCAUGACCCGGCUGUAUACGUGCAGCAUUUUGUCAUACAAAUAUUUACUGACAUGUACGGGGCCAAAGAGGUUCCUCGUGACUUGAGCUCGAUGAUUUAGCCCCGUUAUGUUUUUUCAGCAUUUACAAGUGCCUGGAUUGGAAAUCGGCGUGUUUGGCUGUCAGCUGGGGUGUUUGUUUUCAGCACCACACUGGAUGGACAGCUCCUGGCUAAUUUGGAGUCGGCUCGCGCGUCAGAGCGCUACAUCUUGAAUUAUCCCACCUUUAUUAUUUGGCUCUUUUGUGUCACGUUACGCCGCGUUAGUAGACCACCAAAGCUAAACUUGACACGUUUUCUUCAGCAGAGAUGUAAAUUGACCACAGGCCACCGUGGAGUCCUGUCUUUUCCAUGUGAACUCCCACACAGCUGACUCCAUUGUUUAUUGAUGCGAGGUCAAACGUCAAAGGUGUCUCGACUUUAGGCUACCUCUCAACGCGGCGCUUAUUGUUUUUGCCGGGAAGUGGAGGAGUCAGAGCUUGUUGCAUAAGUCGCAGUGUAAUGACUCAGCGCUGCACCUGUCCCGCAGAGACUCCUCUGUCGGGCUUAAACCCCCCCAGUUCUCUCAUCCUGUCUGUCCCAUCUACCGGAGUGCUGCCUCACCACUGGCAGCACAUAGAAAGCCACAAUACUGAAAAGUCAAAAGUUACACACAAUGUGACAUUUUUGAGUCCUGGACACCCAUACUCCUCUUUAAAAGUUCAAAGAAACAUACUUAACAUGUUUUAAUCAGCUUAGUGCUAAAUGAGUUUUCUUAAUUUUUGUGAGAAUUAAGAGUAAAUCCACUAAGCUAGCUACACCAACAUAUCAGAAAUGAACUCUGUUUUGGGCCCCAGAGACCCUGGAUAUAGAGUGUUUCUGAGGAGGAUAGUUCAGCUCUUCCCAAAUUUCAAACAAGUGGUUUAAGACUCUAGUUAAGAUAUUAAUAGCUUUUUCCAAAGGUUUUUCCUAUGAAGGAUAAUGUCUUUAUUAUAAAACAAAUGCACAUUAGAUGUAUCGAACUGGUAUUUCAAUUCUGCUUCCUCAGUUUUAAGGAAAACCAAGACAUUUCCAACUAUCUGGUUUGGUGUUUUUAACAAGAAAGUAAAAGAAACGUCAUACCAUGUAGAUAAAAAGGGGUGAGUGCUGCAGUGGGUGAAAAAUGAUAUGGAAUAAUCAGGUGCCUCUCAAAUAUGAGGGACAAUGGUGAAAUUGCAAAAUAGAUAAAUAGAAAUAAGGUGUGACCUGACAGAAGUCACUUGACACCUGAAGGCAAUCGAUAAAAAAAACACCCACAGACAGCAACCAACUAAAGGGAGGACAGAGUUAAAGCAUAUCAUCUUGUACACAGAAUUUUAAAAAACCAUACUAGUGUACACAUGGUAGAUUAAAACUGAGGCAAGUAGUUGUUCAUGAAUAACCUCACCGGUCGUUAAUUUAUUUAUGAUUGAUUUAAUUAUGCUUAAUUAAGCUAAAUUUAACUUGUAAGACAAUCCAAUGUUAUAAAAAGGUAAAAUAUGAGGACCAAUGUUUCUUCCAUCUCGUAACCCAUUUGAAUCUUAAAAUUUCAGCCGGAGAAGCUCAUCAACCCCCCUUAGUCACACACAAGCUAUUUAAAAUAAUACAUCAAAAAAUAUCAUCUGAGCUGGAUUUUUGAUUUCAAUGUUCAGACAAUUCUAUGUUUUAUUGUUUCAAGAAUGUUGAACUUAAGAGAAAUAUCUUUUUAGAUGGUGAUUUGAAAAUGGUAAGUUAAGUCUAACAUCUCUCUGUCAUUGCUCUCUGCAUGCUCAGGCAGGAAGGUGUGACUCCUGCACUCUGUUUACACUUUUCCAUCCUCACUUAAGAAGUCUCUUGUGCCUAUUGACUUUCCACUGCAACUCCAUUUCCUUAUCUGACUCUAUUUUUGUCCUUCCCCACCCCCUUUUCACACACACACACACACACACACACACACACACACACACACACACACACACACACACACACACACACUCACUCACCUUAUAAACACAACACACUUUCAUGGACACACCAUAACUACACUCACACACACGCCAGGUUCUACUGGGAUUUCACAAUGCUGCUGUUCAUGGUGGGCAACCUGAUCAUCAUCCCCGUGGGCAUCACCUUCUUCAAGGAUGAGACCACAACACCCUGGAUCAUCUUCAACGUGGUCUCCGACACCUUCUUCCUCAUGGACCUGGUGCUCAACUUUCGCACUGGAAUCAUCAUCGAGGACAACUCAGACAUCAUUUUGGACCCCAAAACUAUAAAAAAGAAGUACUUAAAAACUUGGUUCAUUGUGGACUUUGUUUCCUCCAUCCCAGUGGAUUACAUAUUCCUUAUAGUGGAGAAAGGCAUCGACUCAGAGGUAUACAAGACCGCACGGGCCCUGAGGAUCGUCCGCUUUACAAAGAUCUUGAGUCUCCUGAGGCUGCUGAGGCUCUCCAGAUUAAUACGUUACAUUCACCAAUGGGAAGAGGUAAGAGCAUAUGUUUCAUGACUCUCCCUGUGGAAGUAGUAUCCUAAUUCUGAUCACACAACUCUGAGCCAUAGAUGAAGACAUAUCAAAUCUAGCCAGUGAUGUAAGGUCACUUAUUCCCCUCCAAUAUGCUGAUGUUGGCUGGAGACCAAAUCAACAAUCUGCCUCUCUGUCUGCUUUGAGCUGCGCCUCUCCGCUGCAGGCUCCUUAUUCAUGUUUUCACCUGCCACCUGGUGAGAAAUGUGUAAUGUCAGCAGCUUUAACUAACUUUGCAUUCUAAUGACUGUGAUUGUCGCACAUUCCCCCUACCGCUCUGUCUCCCUGUCUGACUGGGCAGUCCUACAGGUGGCAUCAGCUGAUCUAAUAAGAAGCUUAUUAGCAUGGGAGAACACAGUUAAUCAAUUAAGAUGCCAAAGGAGGAGCAGGUGGGAUAAUACGCAGCACUAGGGGGCUGUUUAUUAUGAUUAUAUAUGUCACUGAUUGGUUAUUUAAAGAAAUGAGAGCUGUGGCAUUGCAAGAGGGUGGCACUUGGGUUGGCAUGACCCCUCCCUAGAAUUUGACCAUCCCAGGUGUCUACAUACACACAAUGACUGAUUUUUUGUAAGGUCAAAAAUUGGGCUGAAGUUGAAACCUGGCACCCGGCUGCAAGCAGCUUUUUUUGGCGAUGUUGCUCAAAUUUUUGUAGUUAGUCCUUUUUACUGCAAAAUUUGGAGAUACAACUUUGUAGCCAUUAAAGAAUCAAGCACAUCUGCCUUAUGUUUCCCAAAAAAUCCAUACACUGAUACCCAACAACUGUUGAUCACAUCAGUUUUAGUUAGUUAAAGCUCCUGUGAUUACUUUUUUAUCUUGUCAUGAAAUGGCCAGACAUUAAUACUGUGGCAUCAUCUUGAUCCAUAGAAGCAAACAAGGCCAUCAGUGUAAAUAUUGUGUAUUUCUCUGCUUGUUUUUUUUAUUGAAACAGUUGGCCAAGGGUAGGUGUCAAAUGAGGAGAAUAGCAGCAAGCUAAAAAAGACCUAACUGACAUUUUCCUUGUCAAACAUUCACAAUAAGUGGUCCAUUUGUUUUAAAUACAUUUCUUUGUGUUUAUAUUUGCAACCUCUGUGAACUUACUAGUGCUUCUUAUCCCUUUCCCAAUCCUGCUCUGUACAUGUACAUUCCUUGAUUUUUUAAAAAACCCAAAACAGCCCUCUAUUUUGCCCUCCUUGCUUAUAAACAGUUUUAGUCUGCAGCUGUAGUUUGCUGUUGAGCAGCAGAAUAACUGGCAUUUAAAUGAAGUAAAAAGGCUUGUUCAGGAUGGUCUUGUUACCUCGUGGCCUCAGCUAGAUUAAAACCUCCUCACAGAUGUGAUUAAUAGCGAUCAUUAAGUUAAUAACUCACUGUUUGAACACAUUUAUUCAUGCUAUCCUGUGAAGUGUCCCCCAUCAAAAAAUCCUGGACGCACCUUUGAGCUUGAGUCGUGAGAUGAGGGGGCGUUUGACUGGCAGACUCUGGAUGUGUGAAUCGGUGCUGUUGCUAGGUAGAGGUCCUGCUUCCUGAACUCAGUCUGACCUCAAAGCCCCCUCCUGCUCUUCCUGGCACACUCAGCUUUUAUUUACAGUGUGAGGGACUGAUAGGGACCUUGCUCCAGCCUCUCCUCCUACUUCUCCUCCCUCAAAUGAAGGACAGCGGCCUGAGAGACAGGAGUCCCAACCAUGCCAUGAGAUCACUCGACUUUUUGUGUAUGCCAGUAUUGGCAGCCGGGUGUUGGCAUUUUGCAGUGGUGAGCAGCACAGUGGGGCCCGGCUUCGAACUUGACCUUUGGAUAAUUGGAUUUCUGAAGAUAUGACGUUGUGCGCGUGCGCACACACACACAUGCGCGCGCACACACAGGGUGGUGCAAGAUGGGAAGUGAUACUUGGCAUGCAUGAAAAAUGAGAGUGGAGACGUGAUGAGGAAUGGAGACACUUGAAGAGUAAAGGCUAAGUUACAGAAGUCUGUCUUUGUGUCGAUAUCUUACAGCUUAAUGAUCCAGGAUUUAUAACACUUCAAUUACUUUGAAUUGAGAUGUUUGAUUUUUUCUGAUUAUUAAGUUCUGCUUUUAAAGUUGAGGAUAAGGGAUAAGUACUCUGGGCUAGUGGAGGAGUGCCGGAGCAAUGGAUGGCAGGCAAGAUGCCAACCCAUCAAGGUGGGAUGCCGAGGUUUUGUGGGCCAAUCCUUCUGCAGGACCUACAAGAUGCUGGGCAUCCCAGGAGCCAGCCAGCGGAGGGCCAUCAAGGUGGCCACCAAUGCAGAAGAGGUGGCAUCAAGAUGGCUGUGAAUCAGGAGGGGAGAGGCCUGGCUUGUAGGGUAGAGCGACCUGGAUAGAAGCCGGAGCCUGAUCAACCCCAGCUGGGUCACCUGGGGGAGGGGUUCUGAUUGUUAAAAGACCCCAAACCCCCUGUGAUCUUAGGUUACAUCACUAAUGAUGUGUCCAGGUGCAUCAUAGGAUGUCUCUAAAAAUUGGCAUCUUUACCUUUAUUUGACAGGACAGCUGAAGAGGGAAGUGGAAAUGUGGGGAGCAGAGAUUGGGGAUGACAUCCUGCAAAAUGUUAAGAAUCAGGGACCACUGCAACAAGGACUAUAGCCUCUGGAUUUGCCAGACCAACACUCCAGAAAGUUCUAUUUACUCCCAAUUCAGACACUUGGGUAUUAGCUGGGAUGUAUGCUAUAAUUGCUGUUUGGCUAUAACCAAAAAGAAACCCCUAAAGAAACUCAGCAUUUAGAGACAAGCUAAGCUAAUGCUAACCGCAACUCAGCUUACACCAGGACCCUCCUGGACUUCUGUGUUCUCCUUUUUAUCCCCUUUAUAGUUUGAACAUUUGUGUUUUUGUCCUGGAGGGGUUUUAUAAAUCAUUAUUGAUUUCUAACACUUGUAUGGGAACCAGAGCAGCUCUGGGAGUCUCUCUGAGCUGUCUGUGGUGCUGAACAUAUCCGUCAGGCUGCACAACAUAACUGCAUGUUAACACAGUUUCACCCAUCCGUCCUCAGCAUAAGGAAGAUACAACAAAGAAGUCUUUUUGUGAGCUGCUGAUUGAUGGAGACUGACACUGAAAACCCCAUAAAGGUUAAAGCACCAUUUAGAAAGAUCAGCACAUGUGAUUCAUGCCCAGCCUCAUUCCUUAUCACUCCAAUUACAGAGUAUCACUAUUCUCUCAGCUGCACUGAGUAACAGAUGACCCAUCUCUCAUCCCAGUGCAGUUUUCUCCAGCCAACAUUUCUUUGACUCUUAUUUCAGAACAUAAAACAUUUUUUUCCAGAUUUGAUUAUUAUAGAAAUGAUCAGGGUAUUAAAUAGAGAAACUGAGAAGUGAAGCAGCAAAAAAGUGCUUUCCUAAAGUCCAUCAGGUGAUUAUAUGAAAUGACUGCCCAGCGACACAGGAUGAUUGAUGUGUGAGACAACACAGACUAUCACUUGUUAAGGAUCAUGAUGGUCCCUGUCCAUCACUCUGUGAGUUUGUGUACACGUUGGCAUGUGUUGUUAUUGUAUUAGUGUGCCUGUAGGCUUGCGUGAGUGUUUUUUGUGUGUAAAUGAACUGUGUGUGUGUGUGUGUGUGUGUGUGUGUGUGUGUGUGUGUGUGUGUGUGUGUGUGUGUGUGUGUGUGUGUGUGUGUGUGCAAGCCUUUGAUUGAUGUCACAUAUCUCUGAGUAAAAAAUACCUUGCCGUCUCUUACUGUGUUUGAUUUUCGACUGCUGGUAACCUGCCUCCCCUACUCAUUAAUCAAACUUGGUAUGGUCCAAAAGAGAAAGUGGAGCCAACAGGGAUGCUUGUUCUGCCACUGAGAAAUAAACUCUCUAAAAACUUCAUUAUUACUUUUAGAGCUCAUUUUCCAAAUCAAAAACACAAAAUUUAAAUUUCCCCUUCUCUCCUACAUGUCUUACUCCAGAUCUUCCAUAUGACCUAUGACCUGGCCAGCGCGGUGAUGAGGAUCUUCAACCUGAUUGGUAUGAUGUUGCUGCUGUGUCAUUGGGAUGGCUGCCUGCAGUUCCUGGUUCCCAUGCUGCAGGACUUCCCCUCAGACUGCUGGGUUUCCCUCAACAAGAUGGAGGUUUGUGUCUAAGGGUCGUGUCAGUGGAUUUAAAGACUCCCGUUUUCAGAGACAUCCACAGGUGCGGGUCAGUGAGACAAGAAUCAGAGCUGCAGUAACAUCAGCAGGUUUAAUGAGGGACACUGAUGUUUGGACUUACUGCCAACAUCAGGGUGCUAAUAAGCUCCCUAUACGAACACUAACAUGUCUACACAUUGUCUGUAUUCACAGCUUGAGUUUGCAAGCUAAUAAUCUCUAUUCAGCGUCAAACACAAACUCAGCGAAGGUUGAAUAAAAAGCAUUUAGCUCGGUUGGUGUUUGGGUAUUCACUAAUACAUUAAAAUAUGAAGAAACUUCUUUACUUACCUAUUUAGACAGUGUUCAUCUAAAUAUAAGAAAAACGUCCUGACAUUUUUCCAUCAAAAUUCAUUCUAUAUUUGAGAUAUUUCUGUUUGCCCUAAAGAGGUGGACGAUUUCCAUCUUGAAAGCUGCUGCGAAUGUGGCUAAAAUUGAAGGGUCCUCUAGGUUAGCUGUGACUGUUAUAUAUACUGUCAUUUGGAUCAAUGUGGUCCACUUUGAAAAGCUUGUACUGCACCAUUCAGGGAACCAUUAUUAUCCUAAGUGUUGCAAUUAUGCUAUUACUGAUUCAGGAGGAAAGUCAGUGUUUAUUUCCAACAAAUCAACAAAAUUACUCAUAUCACUGCCCUCUGCUGCAGCAUUCAGCUGUUGUGCCAGACAUAGGAAACAACAGUAGGAUACCAAUGAAGAAGCUGUGAAAGAGAAAGCAGAGAGGUUUGAGCACACCUCUGGAUCUGUGCGUGCCUCCUCUUCAUGGUGGGCUGAUGACAGAGAAAGAUAAAAGGGGAAAACAGAGGGAUGGAGGGGAGGCAGCCGGGCAGCUGGGCUCUUUGUUGCCCAGUCUCUCUUACAGAGAUAAAAGCUGCUUGUUUAUAGGUCUGUCUGUCAGACGGGCUUUUUACGGAGUAAGGGGGAGACCACACUAACCCAGACAUGAGGCACUGGUCCAAACAGGACUUAAAAUGAAUCAAGUCCAACUCCCAGACUCUGCCAAGGCCUGCUUUGUGCACUUAUAGAUUUAAGACUUGAAGUAUUUCCUGGAUGACAGCAGUAACUCUGGUUUUAUCGCUGUACAAAUGUAAUUCCAGCUAAAACAAGUUAAUGUGACAAGGAGAAUAAACGUUCUUGUUGGCUGGUUUAAAGUCUUGGAAACCUACUUUUUCCAGACAAAGUGAUAGUUUUUGGUAGAAUUGGACAAAAUCAUCCACCCUAAUCAGAAUGCCGGAACCCAAUAUCAAUAUGUGGGGAUAAUUGUUGCUCGAUCUCUGUCAGUGAGGUGUCAGAACAGUUGAGUCGGAUGAUAUUUUGGUCAUCACUAUCAACUAAAACAGCAUUAAUGUAAUUUUACUGCACACACACACACACACACACGCACGCACACACACACACACACACACACACACACACACACACACACACACACACACACACACACACACACACAAAAAGCUUUAUUGUUGCAAUAAAUACAGAUUUAGUAGAAUAGGGUGAAGUCAGAGGAUUCAUUGAUACAUGUAGAUUGGAAUACAUAGAUAUCUUUUUUAACAUAACUUAAUGGUUUCAGUUACUUUGAAUGUGCCAUAUUUGUACAUUAAAUGAUGAAAAAGUUGACAAGUGCAACCUUUGUACAUGGUCUUGUGAUGAAACAAUAUUACAGCCACAUAGGUUUAAUACACUGAUUUACACUUCUGGUCAAUCAAAUACUGGAGGCAUCUCUCUCUCUAUGAGUGGAUGGAUGUACCUUAAUGGUCCCAAACUGGAAAACUGUGGUGUUGCAGCUGCAGGUUGCAUCGGCUAUUGUACUCCAGUAUUGUUAGAAGUAUAUAAAUCUACAUAUAUUGCCACAUUACUAAGUAAUAGCCUCAAAUAAAGUAAACUCAAAAUCUUAAACUAAAUCUUAAUGUACAUGUCAGCAUUUAGAUUUCUUUGCAUAAAAUCGAUAUAUUGCACACACUACAUUAACCUUUCUCUAAAAAGCUCCGUCAGCAAAUUGACUCUCCUAUCACAGAAACUUUGGUAUGCCUGCUUUCACAAACCCACCUGACUGUCCAGAGGACAACUUGUUCUGCACACAGAGCCAAGUUUUAAGGUUCAGAAUGAUGAAGUUUGGGGCUGACAGGCCACUGACUCCUCUAUUGCUCUCUCUCUCUGUAUAUUCAGAGACAGUCGGUCUCUAGAGAGCUGUCACUCUGGAACCAAAGGGCCGCUCUGGCAUGGUACAGGCUGCCUACAGCCACCUGAGACCACCCCCCCUAUUGAGUGGCUGACAACUUGUAACAUUAGCCAUUGUGUUGCAGCCAGGCCAUCCAUCAAGUCCUGCACCCUACGGAGGCUGUGGUGGUGUGUGGCCCACAGGCGGGACCCAUGGAGGGCGUUCAGAACACUCUCUAACUCUGAAUGACAUCCACCGAGCAGUAAUUGGAUUCACUGGAAGUUGUAAUACCUCAGAGAAUAAUGGUUGUUUUUGCAGUACACCUCAGUUUCCAUCCAUUAGUCCCUUUACUUUAUAUUUAGCAUUAGUUUAUGCAACCUUGUCAGCCACAGUUAAUUUCCUCAGCAGAAUGUAGCUUGGUGGCAGAGUCUUGCUGCGUCAGAGGCGAAUGGGUAAUAAUAGUGACAGCAGUGCUAACAGACAGACACAGGGUGUAUAGUUUCAACACUGUAAUUACAACUAUGUGUGUACCCAUCCUUGUCAGAAUCUACAACACAGAGAUGUCUCUCUCCUAUUAUUCCCCACACCAUCAGCUGGAGGGGGCUCUGCGGAGAUAAGCUUGUCAUGUAAGGUGUUAAAUUCAUUUAGCAUUUACUCACUGCACCCACUUUGACCAAACAGCAACACAAGUCUGUUGCUGGACUUUGCAAAUUUGAUUUAAACUGCUCCCUGGGCCUGCAACAGCAUACAAACAUAGUGAGAGACAGAAGCAGCGCGGUCUCCGUAAAUGGACCAGGGGUUGGGUGGUGUUUUGCUUCCUGGGAGAGGAAAGGAGAGGAUGUGAUUAUCUCGGUCCCAGAGGAACUCAGGUGUUUUUGUUCUGAAGGAUCUCAUUGUGCUGAGGACUAGCAGUUCUGUAAUAUCCAAGUCAGGGAAGAAGUACUGUUUCUGCACUUAAACUUCACAGAAAGCAGCACUUACAAAACUUGGGCUGAAAUAUACUCAAGCAGGAGUGUAAAUGUCAGCAUCUAAGAGACUACUAUGUUAUGAUUGGUCUCUCCGAAUGAGCUGAUGUCAAACGCUGAUUAAAAUCUUUUUCUAGAUGAGGAAAUCUUACCGACAAAACCCUCUUAAGUCUCUUAUUCUAACAAGAGAAAAAAAGGAAAAACUUCUUCAGCAAUUGCUCCAUGAGAGGAGAGAGUUCAAAGUGAACUAAAUUGCGUCAAAACUCCUGAAUUAUGUUUCAUAACCAUUUAAAAAGCAACACAAAUCAUCAAAAAUAUCCACAAACAUUGUCUCACGUGAGUAACAACACAGAGAAGUGGAGCUUCUUCCGAGGCAAACCCUAAUCCUAUGUCUCAGACAUGUCUUAGAAAAAUAACCAGUGAUAAUGAUAAGGUUUACCUCAGCUUUUGUUUCAGGACCACAAAUGAGCAACGAAGAUUAUUAAGAAGUGAGUUCAUAAGAGUGUAGCUUUGAUUUGUUUGAUUCUUACAGUAUAGGGUUACCAUAUUCUAAUUUCCCAAAAAGAGGACACUACUAUGCAGGGCGGAGUUGUGUGCAUGCAAAAUUUUGUUUUUUUUUUCCAGGUCGGGUCGAAUGUUUUUUACGCAAUGGUCUGGGAUGCGAAGAUAAAGUACACGCUAAAUAAACUCAAAACUAUGGACGCCCGUUUCUACCAGUCAUAAUAAAAAAAAAAGUUAGAUAAAAUGUUUCAUCUUUGAAAAAAAAAAAGAAAGACAAAAUUUUAUUUCACCUUUUUUGUUUGUUAGUUUUCACUGACGGAAACAGGUUUCCAUACAGAACCCCAGAUUUUGAAGGAUUUUAUAAACUCCCCCUGGACAGCCCCCCAAGAGAGGACAUGCACGGGUAAAAGAGGAUGUAUGGUCACCCUUUCACUUUUGUCAUUUGUGCUAAAUUUUUGGCGUAAAACAUUGAAAGUAGUUUUUUAAAAAGGUCAUCCUAAAAACAACAAAAACGUUGAACAAAAUCAACAUUUUUCUGAUAACAGUGUAAAGCAGACGCCUGGAUCCAGAGGAUAAUUGACUGAAAAUGUAAAGUAAACAGCUCGCAUGGCUUUGUCCAAAGUAAAAGACACACCUGUCAACAUGUAGCUUAUAAAAGUUGCUAAUUUUUUUGUUUAAUCCCUAAACAAAAAAAAAAAAAGAAAACUUAAUUUUACAGAGUUGCAUGUUUGUUAUUAGCAGGCUUGCUUUCUUACACUACUUCAAGUCUUGCCAAGUAAGCGAGCUUGUUCACGCUAGCCACAAACUUGGCACCCAGACAUUACUAUGAGUCUUUUAAUGCCUGCACAAGACUCUAGCAUGCAUGAAAAAAAAAAAAAAAACUCAAGGCAGCCAUCAUACAUUGUUCAUGUGGAUGGAGAGAAAAAACAGACUUUUUUGUUUUUUUUUAGCCUUACAAUGAACUGUCAGGGAACAAAGGAUGACUUUCCUUUCACAUCCAGAAACAACAUAUUUCACUGCCCACCCAACAGAUUACAAAGAGACCACACACACACACACACACACACACUGACACAUGCACCGAGGCAGACUAGAAGAAAGGACGGGACAGACAGCGAGAGGGAGAGAACGAGAGAGGGAGUGAGGAAGCAACAGAUUGAGCUGACUGUACAAUAAACUCAGAUAAGCCUUUGUAAACUAAAGCGGUGGGUGUGUGACAGGCCAGGCCAAGAGCUUGGAGCAUUGUUGAUUAUCUUUAGAUUUUUGUCCAGCUUAUUGGCCGACGGAGAAACAAAGUGAUCGGCCAUUCGGCAUGAUAUGACUCCAUUUCCACCUUUCCCCGCUUAGACAUAGAAAAUACUUAUGGCUGUGAAGACCAUGGUGGAAGGAGGGUAGAAGAAACAAGACUUGAUAAAGGAGGCAAGAAGGGGACGGUCAGCUUUCCUGUUUGAUUUUGCAGUGUUGCUCUAUCUCAUUUGAAAAUCUUAUCUGUAUACUGUAGCCUGUGCCGCUAAGAAACACACUGAAUAUGAACAUGUUAAAUAGAAGCAGGAAAAAGGGAUCACAUCUAUUUUUUUUACUUUAUAAAAAGUAAAUGAGGUAAAUGAGGUGUUUCUCUCAUUUCUUUUCUAAAUGCUGACUGUAUUGUCACUUUUUCAUACGCGUCCAUCCUUUUUAAUAAACAUUCCUGCUUCACAGUCAUGUUAAUAUGACUUUCAGCACAAACAUCCCGUCCCAAACGCUGGAACGCCUUGUCCUCUCUGGAAAGCGGAGAAUGAACAUGCUCAUGGUCAUGGCGUUUGGCAGGUGAAAUUUAUGUCCGAGUUUAUAUAUAUAUGAGAUAUACGAGGCUUGCUGCACUGCAAGGUCGCACAAACACUAACAAAGAGGCAUUUUAGGACACUGGAAGAUAAAUUUAAAGCCCCCUGUGUUAUCAGCCCACUUCACACAGACUAUCUGCAGCUAAUGGAGACGGUGAUUACCAACAAAGCUACAGAUAGUUCUCAAACUGAACUCCCAGGGGAGGGUUGUUGAGACUUAUGAGGGUACAGAGUCCCUGUCUCCGUCUCUCCUGCCUGUGCUAUUUCAGAAUCAAAGUGCUCAUCGUUCAUCCAUUAUUCAAUCUCUUUCACUCCACUGUUUCUCUUUCUGUUUGCACAUACACCAUUUAGCCUCAGCCCACUUGGUGGAGCUGUAUUUAUUUUUGGAGUCUGCUCAUGACGGAAAAGUCCUUCCAUCACUGUGUGGCCCUUUAACGUUGAUGACGGUUUCCUCUGGAGACAACUUGUGUCGUUUUAUUGCACGUGUGUUUCCCAGUUUGCUCAUUUAUUACGCAAUGUAACAAAUAAGUCAGUUAGUUAUAAAUCAGGAAGUAUUUAGUGAUCUGUUCUGGGUUUAUAUUUUUCUGAAGAUUCAAUCUCGUACAGUCAACACUUCAAAAAACAUCGAAAUCUCUUAUUGAUAAUGAUACAAUAAACACAGAUAAGUUUAUUUUAUUGCAUCAAUCAUCUAUUACAAGGAAAACACUGCAUUACAGAAGCUCUACAACAUCUAUAGCUGCUUUGGGUUAAAUAUAGUUAUGCUGUGGAAAUCAUGUUUCUGGUGAUACUGACUUGAAAAUAAAGAUCAAUAUCAAUCAAAUCAAACCGUUUAAAUGAUCUUAAAGACGCUUCUGUGUGCUUAGACAGUUUUUUCUUCAGUCAUGAAAAGUUGACACUUGGACUGUCCAAAUGUAACUGGACGGUGACGAGGAUAAUCAAGUUACUUUGAAAAUAAAAGCAGGGAGAGGAAAGUGUGUGGUGUAAUGUUCUUGCGAAUGCACUAAUAGGCUGUUAAUGCACUUCUAUAAGUUACAGUGGAGGAUAUAGUUGAUCCCUCUGUGUAACCUCUGUGUAGAAAGGAGUGAGUGUGCAUUAGUUUGUAACCAUGAGAGAAAAUGUAGUUUUUGGAGCUCUUAGAGGUUUUCAGGAGUCUGUUUUUGCCUUCACAGAGGCUUUGAUAACAACAUUUCAUUACCAAGGAUACUUGCUUGUUUGAAAGGAUAAAUUUGAUCCAACCAGAAAACGGUUUUAGUCCUUUUUUUUCCUUUUUGGCUUUAUCUUGAAUUAGUUGGCGUCAGCAGCGUGUUCAGGUUGAGGUCACUGCGGUCACAUCUCAGUGCUAAUGAAAGGGAAAAAGGAAACAAAGGAAGCUCUGCAGACAAAAGUAUCAGAUCAAUGGAGCUGCUGUGGAUUGCCCAGUCACCCUCCCUCCCCCGUGAUGCAGGGUUUUGACAGGACUCAGAGGAGUAUCUCAGCUCCACGAUUUAAAGGUAGAGAAGCUCCUGCAUCCUCACAGAAAUCCUACAUGACUGCUGUCCUCUGAUGGUUUUGUGAGUUACAGCCAGAGAUCUGUUCAUUCAUGAAUCUGAACACUAUAGCAGCCUGGUGACCACUGCCCGGCUGUCACCUCCUGUAGUAGACUGCUUUUUACGCAGCUCUGAAAGGGCAUAUUUAAUGACCUCUCAUUACCAUUAUUCACAGAGGAAAUAAUUUUCAAACUGUCUCCACUUUACUGAUUAAGCCUCUAAGGAUUCCCCCGAUGUCGCUUUCCACAUCCUCCGUCUUUCUUUCUAAUGCAACUCUCUCCCCUGAGCUCUCAUUUGUUUAAGUGCUAUCCAUGACCCCGCUGUCCCUGCAGGUUUCCUUUCAGUCCCCUCCCCUUGUCCUCAAAACAGGCCUUUUUGUGUACCACUGAUGUCUUUAACUGUUUCUUUAUCUCUUUUUCUCCUCUCUCUCCGCAGAAUGAUACCUGGUCAGAGCUGUACUCCUUUGCUGUAUUCAAAGCAAUGAGCCACAUGCUGUGCAUCGGUUAUGGUCGACAGGCCCCGGAGAGUCUAUCAGAUAUCUGGCUCACCAUGCUCAGUAUGAUUGUAGGAGCUACUUGCUAUGCGGUUUUUAUUGGCCAUGCAACAGCUCUUAUUCAAUCCUUGGACUCUUCCAGACGCCAGUAUCAGGAGAAGGUGAGGAGCUGAAUCAUUGAAUCUACUCUCUCCCAUGUUAUCAACACUUUUUCUGUUUGUCACUCAACGUCAGGUUUUUAAACUACCCUGAAGGACAUAUGACCUUUAGGAAAGUAUUAUUAUUCUCAAUCAGACUUUGACUGUCACAUCAUCUGUACAAAAUAUAUUGUGGUACGACCCCCCCCUAAGGUUGCUAACUUAGCUUAGCCUACAGACACAGGGAUGGAUUUGUCUGAAGUAGGGCUGGGCCAUAAACCAAAAAUUUACCGAUACUGAAAUUUACGACAAUAACCGACAUCAUUUUGCCCAUGUCAAUAUAUUCGGUGUCAAAAAAUAAACAAAUGAAAGUUGGUUUUGGAUGUGUGUAGGUAGGCUAUGGUUUCAUGUCCCUUUAGGACGCUGUCUUACGCUGGAGACGUGACUCCACCCCAUUCAGUCCGUAAGAAAGAGCGAAAGACAGGUGAGGAGAUGGAGGACGGUUCAAAAGUUGUAGUGGCUUAAGUAGACAAAGUUAAUGUGGAGGGGAUGAGCAGCUUGUGGAGUAGUAAUCGUUUAUUUAUUGUUAUCGAGGUGAACUGCUCAAUCUAUCGUGAUUUGAGGCCCAGCUCUAGUCUGAAGGGUAUAAAACCAUGCAACAACACAUUCCAAUCUCCCUAAAUCUACCCUUUCUGUCUUGCUCAUCUUAUCUUCAACGAAAUUUUACAAAUGACAGGCUGCUGUCUCAGGAGGGUUUAUCUGCUGAACUAUAGUUUGAAUUCAGCUUGUAGAAAUGAGAGUGGUAUUCUUCCAACUGUAGGAUCUGAAAGUUUAUCUCAAAAUGUUGUACUUAUUUAAAAAACUUUUGCACUCUUUGGCCUGCAGUAGUUAGUGCCAGCAUCUGAAUAUUGUCCAGCGUACUUUAAAUAUGAAAUAAAAAAAUAAAAAAACCAAGAUUUUUACAGCAGCGGCAUUCCAAAAAUGUGAGAUUUUGAGAUGUUUUCUCUCUUGUUUUUUAUAUAGUUCUACUAAACUUUGCCAAGCACUUUGAGCAUUUUUGAAACUGUGGGAUCUCCUCUAUGUUCCUCUAGAGGUGAUAUACAGAUUAGUCAUGUACCCUCAUUUUUAAUGCCUUAAACCGUAACACUUUACUAUAAGGUACACAAAAUUACAGUAGUUAAUGAGGAACUAAUCAAGAACUAAUGAGUAGUUCCUGAGGAACUGAGGUACACAAACUCAGAGUAUAGUUACUGAGGCACUAAGGUACACAAACGUUACUGAGGAACUCAUUAGAAGCUCAUGGAGAGGAUGUGCCAGGUUGUCCAGGACGGUACGCAUGGCCAUGAUGAAGUAAUGAUUCAGUCCUCAUAAACUAGUCCUAAUGAUGUCUUACUUAACUUUAAGGUACACAAAAAAGGUCGGUAAUGAUUAAGUAAUAGUUAGUUCCUCAGUGACUAAUUUGUUCCUCGUUAGUUCCUUUUUAUGUUCCCCAUUUGCUCCUCAGUAACUUGUCAUUAGUUCCUCACUAACUACUCCUCUAAAAUUUGAUCAGAGGUUACUGAAACUCUGACCAUUAAUAGUUACUUUAUCAUUAUUUCCUCACUAACUACUCCUUUGAAACUUGAUCAGGGGUUACUGAGGAACUGAUCAUUAACUAAUAGUUAUUUUAUCAUUACUUCCUCAGUAACUACUCUAAUUUUGAGUACUAAGUUCCUCAGUAACUACUCAUUAAUUCCUCAUUAGUUCCUCAGUAACUACUGUAUUUUUGUGUACAUUAUUGUAAAGUGUUUCCCCUUAAACUGUCAACAGUUGCAGAAAGGUACAAUUUGAGGAGAUUAACUGUCUAAUACUGAAACUGUCUUUUUGUACAUUUUUCAUCACAGUGCUUCAAUAUGAACACUGAAUAUUUAUUGAGGUCUUUUUAACAGUUUGCAUGGCUGUUGGUUGUUUAUAUGGAUUGGGUGUAUCUUGUAACAUGACUUGGGGGAAGCCUAAAAGAUGUGUGUAUACAAAUUACAGUUAUGUGUCCUAACAUAUGAGAGAAUUUUUUGAUGAUCUGUGACUGAUCUGGGUAGGUUGGUGUGGUUAAUGAGCUCCAUCAGUGGUCAGUGUUAGAGUUUUCUUUGACGGUGGCUUACCCUGUGAUCACACCUUUCUCUUCCUCUUUGGUCAUAACUGACUGUGGAUUUCAGACCAUUGCAUAUUUUCUGCUGAUUAUAUGGAAAUGUAAGUCUCACCCAGAGUGCAGGAUCUGAAUAUAAUGAAUAUGAAGCAUGAAAAGUGAUGUUUUCUCACAGUUCUGCACCAUAAUGCAGGCAAGCAUCAGGUCACGCUACAGCAGCUUCUCUUGCGUUUUAACCUUAAAGCACAUUAUCCUGUUUAACCCCUCGUGGUUUUUGUCAUUAGAUAGUGUUUUUCUCGGCCUGUCAGACAUUUCUUUGAAACACGAUGUGGAUCAGAGCGGUGCUGAGCCGUGCUGCUGCAAUGGCCUGUGGUGGUAACAGCACAGCCUGUCUGUUUCCAAGCAGAGUCUCGCUGGAUGGGGAGCAGGGGGAGUGUUGCUGGCUUUCAGCAGCCAAUCAGAGGCUGCGGGUGUGUUCGGCCAGGUAGAGCCACGUUGCCAGGGGCUGAGGUUAUGCGUGUAUGUGCGUGUGAUAUGGUAAAGAGACAGAGAGAGAGAGAAAAAAAGAGAGAUGGACUGAGACACACACACACACACAGAGAAGGACUGCGUGUGUGUGUGUGUGUGUGAUAUGAUGUCCCCUUGGGCAGCAGUAGAAUUGAUGAGGCAGCAGACCUGUGUGUCCUGCCAAUGUCAUCCUGAAGGUGACGUAAGCAACCAUGGCUGCCUUUCUCUGCUGCUCUCUCUUCCUGAUCACUCACUCACCAGCUCUCACUCCACCUGCACUCUGUGUCAUCUCUUAUGCGUCUUUAACUGCUCCUCUUUGCGUUCCCUCAACCCCUCUUGUCUUCUUCUCCACCUCCUUAACAUCUCAACCUGAUUUUUUCCCUCCAUCUCUCCUUCCUUCGGUCUUCAUUUCUCUCCUUUUUUUUCUUGCUCUCUGCCCCUCUUUCUCUCCUCUCUGGUGCUGGUGUCCUUGAGAGGUGCACUGCUACUGCUAACUGUCUGCUACAGGGAGCACAGAGAGGGGGGAGGGGAAACCUGUAGGAGACGGAAACGGCCUCGCUGUUGACACAAGUCUUGUUGGUGCACUGCAAGAUAUUUUUUGUUUAGAGUGUUUUGCUGCUUUUUUGUUGAGCUAGCAUUGCGUGGAGCUCCCUGUAGGAUUGUUUAGCUGCAAGGCUGGACGCAUAAUGUCCAAUAAAGGGUUUUAGAAGACAACGAUUCAGCAAUUUAAGCGUUCAUCGGUGCUCUUGUCUUUGCUGUGGGUCCUAGUUGAUGGAAGCUAAAAGGCUGGAGGGGAAAUCCAUUUCGUCUCAUCCCUCAGAGCGGUUUCUUCCACAGCAUGGGGUCAACAUAACAAGCUACAUGUCCCGGAAGAAGACUGUUACAGUCCUCCUUCUUGUCAAAAGGGAAAAGUUUUCACCUGUGCGUCUAAUAUUUAGUAAAAUUUGCUCUCUAACCAGUCUAAACUCUGAUAAAACUUGAGCCCUGUGUAUUUAGGGGGCGUAAUGAGUCACAGAAGUGUCUAUAAUCCUCUAAAAGCUUGUUUAGGUCAGUUUAAGGAUAAACUGAGAAGUAGGAAACAUGCAUGGAGUUUGGUCCCUUAAAUUAAGAUAUUUUCUAACCCACUCUCACCCAAUCCCAGAGUAUGAGAAGACAGGGAAGUGCAUCUCCCCAGAGUCCUUUUUUUCUGACCAGUUGACAGAUUCUCUUUCCCCUAGCUGCUCUGUGAGGAUUAGUAUUUGAGCUGAGGAUGUGUUUAUUUAAAAAAAAAAAAGAAAGAAAAAAUAGAAAAAAGGCCUCGAGUAGAGAAUUGCCAGCCAAGCCAGAGAGGCUGAUGCUGCUGGCUGAAUUCGCCACGCCUCCGGAUAGGACUGUAAGUGACGUUUUUUAUCAUUGGGAGAGUGUAAGCACAACAAGUCUGCUGGCAGUCUGGUGCAGCUAACCCACUGAGGCUGCAGCUAGCAUUGUGUGGAGGUUUCCAUUUCAGCCCGGCAGUAAUGUCAGACUCACAGACCACGCCAGUUAAAUUUAGGGAGAAUUCCACUCAGUGGCUUUGGUGCAGGGACCCAUGAGUUAUUUAUACACGGUGCACAGUGACACACAGCAGAGGGGCAGACAGACCCACAUAGAUGCAUGGAGGUGGUCUCACUUUUGUCACCUUUAAUGCACCGUCCUUUUAUUUGGAAAUUUGCAAAUUAAUUCAUGUUGGGUUAGUUGCAGGUCUGUAUGCUAACCCCCCAAAAUACCCCAUUCAUUUUAUUUAAGUUAUUCUAGUGUGUUUUAUGUAAUUUAUUGCAGUAUUUAAUGUCUUAUCCUUCAUUUAUGUAUUUCCAGAAAAAAAACUCUCAUAAGCCCCACCCUAGGGUUCACAUUAAAGUCCAAUUUUGUCAUCCCAUCUGUUUCGCCCAUAACUUUACAAUUGGAGGCAUUUUUUUAACCGUAUUUUCUCUGUAAGUCUGAUUCCUCUAUUACUUGUGUUAUUUUUAGUUUGUUUUUUAAAAUGUAUUUGCUAAAGCAAGUUGUGGUGGUUUUGCAGCCCUUUCGCUUGCAGAUGUGAGUUGAUGUUGACGCCACACUUGGACUGUGCUUGUUUAAUUUCUAUGUAGUCCAGAUGAAACUCAGAGUUAUGAAUGCUUCCUGUUAACAGAGUUUGGUGAAAACACCGCCAUAGUUUUGUGUGGCCUUGAAGAGUCAUUUGAUUAAUUUCAGUCAGGGGCAACCCACAUUCACUUCAGAUUAGCUUUAAAUGGCCUUUGACGCAGAAACUUAAAGCUCUACAUUAUCCAGGUGGCGCAGAAGUUUUUUUCUAAUGUUUUUAAAGCCUGCAUGAAAUGUUCUAGACAAAGACGGAGAUGUGCUGUGUGCAGGGACAGCGCAUAAUAACACAAAUCUGGAUUGUGUCUCCCUUCCCCCUGACUCCUGGCUAGUGACCAACAUGACUGACAUGUUUACGUCAGGGUCUACGAUUUCAGACUCAUAGCAGAUUCUUACCGUAAACAUACUGACAUCAACUCUCUUCUCCAAUCCUGGCCAAGGCUUUUCUGUGCGUGGUUAACACGUUCUCCUCAGGUGUAUGUCUGGGGUCUUUGUGGGUAAUCCGGCCACCUCCCACAGUCUAAAGAUAAGAUCAUCAGAAAUUCGUUACUCUAAAUCGUCCAUAGGUAUAACUGUCUUAUAUAUCAGACUUAUUAUUGGCUGGUGUUCCCCUCCUCUCGUCCAAUGACAGCUGGGAUCGGCAACAACGUUUGGUUGUACCAUAAAGUUAUUUCAGUGCUGCUCAGGAUGGUGGUUUUUGAGAUGCACAAUUAAAUCGGUAGUCUUGAUCACCCAUCAUCUGUGUUUGCAAACAGCUAAUCAGCUCCAGACAAUGAAAACACUUCCAUAAAGCUGACAUGUUGAAACAUGUUGUUGGGAUGCACAGGCUGUCGUCCCAUUCAUAUUCGACGUGUCACCAUGUCAGCAGGAAAUUUUAUCCUGCCAAAAGCAAUAAACAACUUUAUUAGAUAUUACCUGCCAAUACCAGUACUGUACUGCUUGCUUGUGUGGUGCCAAGAAGUGUCUCAGGAAAAGUACAAACUUUUUAAAAGCGUAACACAUACUUGAAAGAUGUUUAUAUAAGUCACGGUUUAAGAAACAGUUUUGGCGUUUGUCGCUAUUUAGGAUUGCAGGGACUUGUUCGAUUAAAUUCACAAAGUCUCAGGUUGAAAACAAUCUUUUAUGGAUUCAAGAUUUCUGAAGAUUAAGAAGACAAAGUCAUUGUUUACUUUAAAUCCAGAGAAAAAAAAAGCAUGUUAAAGCUUUAUGAUUGUCUUGUUAGUGUUUAUGCAUUCACGGACUGUGCCUUUCAGACAUGAGACAGACAGCAGACUUAUCAUACACCGUCUAAGUCUACACAGACACGUUUUGCAUCAAUAAUCAGCCUGUAACAGCCUCACAGGAGGUUUCACAUUGAAUCAGCUCUCCCCUCUUGGAGUCAUGAAGAAUUAUCUCAGUCAGCAAGAUGUCGACUGAGCGCAGACAGCAGUCUGAGCUGCCUGACAUGACGUUGCAAAAGACAGGAAACAAGAUUGUUUUCUACCUUCUCCCCCUCCUCCUCCUCCUUCUCCUCUUCAUCAUUCCGCCACCAUCAACAAUGAUCCAUCUUCUAAUAGGCAGGCUGCUUGUCACUGAUCACUCUAAUUAUCCAGAACUGGGCUGACUUUGCAGAGAUUAUGGCCAAAGAGAUUCCUGCGCCAACGUCUACAACAAAAACAGUGUCCCUGUGGUUGAGCCAAUGAUACCCACGACUGUGUUUGAAGAACAAACCCUUAUCAGACGCUCUCCUUUGGUCGUCACUCCCUUUGAAUGUUAUAAGGGAUUUUCAGUGUUGCCUUAGAAGCCCUGUUUCAUUUAAUGAGACUUGUACUAAGUGAGACCCCACAGUGUGUUGUUCCUCUCUGUGUACACAUCUACUGAUUGAAGACAGAGGAGACAAGCUCUGACUUACCACUAUCUGAUUUUCCCCUCUUUGGUGAAUGUGCUUUAUAAUAUAAUGAGGCAAUUUUGCAGCAAAUUAAGUGAAUGAAUUAAACAUCUACAUGGUUGUUUGGGAUGAACCCUGAAUUAGAGUUUUGAAUGAAGGAAGGUUGUAUGAUGAAUGAGCAGAAGGACAGAGAUUUCGGGAUAAGUAAGGAAACAAAAAAUGAAAAGGAAAGAGGGAUGAUAAAAAAGGAGAAAUGCUUUGCCAGUAGUGAAUGGAGACAGCUGUUUUUCUCAGAUUAUUACAGCUCACAUACUGUUGUAUUGGUGCUGGUGUAAGUUUUCUCACUGGUUUUUGUCACCAGUCACCAGCUAUUAUUAGUAUUCAUCCACUAGGUAAACGUUUUUGAUCCAGAAAGUCAAUUCCAAGCUAAAUUAAGUGAGAAAUGUGUAAUUUUACUUCUUAAAUGUUGUAGUGUUUAACACCUAAACAGUAACAUUAGCUUUCAGCAAAACAAAAGCUUUUAUUAUCGAUGGACUAGCUGAAUGCUAACAUUAGCUAAUACGGUAGCUGUUGCUGGUAGUGUUGGAAGUAGUAGUGUCGGUAGUAACUAAUGAAACAGUAAAACUACUGCUUUUUUAAUCUACCUGAGUAGAGGUACUUUGAACUCUGAGUAUUGAGUACUUUAAACAGGGGAUGAGAUUUGAGGGGUGAUCAUAUGGCGCCAAGUUAUUUUGAAAGGCUUAUUUUUUCGAGAUAACUGUUGUAGUAUGUCAAACUGGAGACUGUAAGUGUGUGUUAAUGGAUUUUGUUGACACAACACCUAACCACAUUGUGUAUUUUGGGGGUGUUGUACUUGAAGGGUGCUGAGUCACAGAAGGCAAAGAACUCACUUUAAUUGUUCCAGCUAACUGGAUGUCUCAUACUGCUCAAAAUCAGGUUGUGGCUCGCUGUUAGUCUUGUUUGGAAAGAGGAGUUGGUUUAGUCAAAGAUGGGAUUCAGUGAUGAGCUUCGGACUUAGGAAGGACAAAUCUGUGAAUAUAUUCAUGACUUCAUUGGAGUAUUGCUUGUUGUGAUUUCACCAUAAUCAUGCGUGACCCUCUACCCCUGUAUGUAACUUUGCCUGACUGUCAGGUGGUGGAUUCUAACCAAUCAGCUGAGUGAAAAGCUUGUAUUCUUUACUGUUUUUAUUUUUUACCCAGUAAUGGAUGGAAUAUAAUGUGUGAAGAAAUACAGUAUCUCACCCAGAAAAUUCGAAAGUUAAAGUUAAAGCACUGAUUAUAGACACCAUUCAAAUAAGUACAAGUACUUACUAAAAAACGUCUUGAUUAACAUGAUGAGAUGUGAUAGUUACUUCCUAUCCCUGCAACUGGGUUAUCAAACCUGCGGUUUUGACUUAAAAUACAGGCAUUAGCUACUUCAGAUUCUUGUUCUCCAGUGUCUCAUCAGAGUUUUAUUAACUGAGACAAGGCGUCUUAUCAUGAUUACCCUAAAUGUUUAUGACUUUCAACAAAGAAAACCCAAUCCUGUAAAAGCAUUUGAGUCUCCGCCCUAGAGCAGGGUGUCAGGGGGAAAUGACUACAUUGUGAAUAAGGUAAAGAUUAUGAUCUGAAAUAAAGAUACAAAGUGUUAUGAGCCCUUCCCCCCCAAAUAGACGCCAUAUACAAAAUCAUACCGCUGAGACAGAGAAGGGACGUCAUAGUCACUCUGGUUAGGGUGUUAAUCAGUCCCCUCUGGGCGAUGUGACGCUUGAUUCCUCUCCUUGGUGACACUGACGAGAUUUCAGGUCGGCCUCUAAGUAAUCGAUACAACACACUGUGACAUGGCUCACAAAGUCAUUAAAUGCCACCAUCUAAGUCCAAUCAGAUUGGCUUUUGCUGCCUCAUUCAUUCAUGCUUAGCCGAGUCACAAUCCCCUUCACAGCAUGAGUUUCACGUCACAGUCUUGUGUGAGGUUUUCCCUCCCUGCCAGACUACCUCACACCUCUACUUUGUCCACAAUCAGCACUUCUAUUGUAUGAGCGGCACGCCAGCUGCAGCGUUAGCUCUGACACAUGGAGUAAAGCGUUGUGACACAGGGUCAUUUCUGCGGGCCACUCUCCAUCUGCAGAUGUCAGGAGGCAGAGUCACUCAUGCAGGUGAGACUCUGUGUGGUUGUGUAACUCUAUCAGAAGACUUGUGCAGCUGUCCCUACACAGUGGACUUGUUCUUACAUAGAUUCCUGAAUAAUUGAAAUGAUGACAUGUUUGGUUUAUUUAUGUUUAAGAUGAAUGUCAGGAAGGAGAAGUCUGCUUUAAAGAAACCAGCAAGAAACAUGCAUGUCUUCUCUCCACAAUGUGAGAACGUUUUGUCUUGCACUAUGAAAGCAUGACAUAUGAACUCACUCGAAACGAUAGAUUUUGUGCCUUUUGUAUGGUAGCAUUAACUAUGAAAGUGACUUUUCUCUUUUGUUGUUAAUACAGACCUGAAAAAUUAGGCUUUUACAUUCUAUAAGCUAUAGUUCUGCAUGUGAUAUAGAUCUUAUUGCACAUAGAUCACAUACUUAUGGCCCUGUGACUUGUUUUUGGGGCCCUUUCUCAAACCUCCAUGCUCGAAAACUCUGAUUUUUAGGGAUGUUUUUUGGGUGGAGGGCGGGGCUUUGCCUAUAUGAAAUCCUGGUGCCAUGAUGCAGAUUUUUCAAGGUCAAAUUGGGCUCUUUCAAUAAAUCUGCAUCUCUGCAGACUCUCCCGUGGGACUUGCCUAUAGCAGAAUUAAUGAUGUAUAAAAUUUUGUUGCCCUACCCCCUUGAAGGUGUACAAAACAACAAUGGGUGGUGUCAGGAAGAAAAGCAACUCGGUUCAUUGUUGGUGCUGAACGUUAGGUGAUAAUAAGAAGCACGCAUCUUUAUAGGUUUUGAACAGCUGGCAUUGUUUACAGGCCCCUGAAAGCACAUGUUGCCAACAUGGUGUGUGACAUACUCCCCUUUUAUACCACUUUUUGACCUCUGAGAGCAUCAGUUUGUAAAAAAUACUAACAAUAAAAACGCUUGUAUAGGGACAUUUAGAGGAUCUGUACUAGUCAGCAGUUUUACUCUAAGGACUAGGUACUUUUGGUAUUUGGUACUAAGAGUUUAAUCUUUACAGGCUUUGGAAGUUUUCUAGGGGAAAAUGAUGGGUCGAAGGUAGGGCUGGGGGAUAAACCGAAAAUUUACCGAUACAGAAAUUUAUGACAAUAACCAACGUCAUUUUGCCCAUGUCAAUAUAUUCGGUGUCAAAAAAUAAUAAAAAAAUAAAAGUUGGUUGUGUGUAGAUGUGUAGGUAGGCUAUCAUCUCAUGUCCCUUUAAGAUGCUGGAGACGAGACUCCACUCCAUCCAGUCCGUAACCAAGAGGGAAAGACAGGUGAGGAGAUGGAGGACGGUUCAAAAGUUGUAGCGGCUGCAGUAGCGGCUGAAGUACACAAAGUUAAUGUGGGAGGGGGUGAACAGCUUGUGGAGUAGUUAUUGUCCAUUUAUCGUUAUCGAGGUGAACUGCUCAAUAUAUCGUGAUAUUGAUUUGAGGCCAUAUCGCCCAGCCCUAGUUGAAGGGAGCUAUUAGUCUUGUAUAAAGUAAAUAUAUAUUUUGGUAAGACCUGUAAUGAGGCUGUAUGUGAGUUAAACCUUACAUACCCCAUAUUCAAAAUGUUGCACAAUGAUCCAAUGGAGAGCAUGUUUUAUUUGCUAAAAGCCAGACAGUCCAGUCCCUGAAAUAAACACAGACUGCAAACAGCUGAAGUACAAACCUGGCAGAGGAACACCAGGGAAGAUGCCAAGAGCCUGCUGAUUUCUGCGGGUCUCAGAGUUCAGCCAACAGUGGAUAGUAAAAGAUACGCACCCAAAAAUGAUGUAUGAAGAUUUAAGUUUUUAUUGACUUAGUUUGUCAGAAAAUGGAUUGACUGUGUGCAAAUAGAUGGAACAAUUACCAAGUAACGCAUCUGCAUUUGAAUUUGUUUUUUAGGUACAGAUCGCCUAACACUUCAGCAUUAUUAGAGGUAGUAAAUAGCCUGGUGUAACAGUACUUUAUGAGGCUGUGUGGACCACGACAAGGCCUCUGUAGUAACUGCCUUGGUGUUUAAAAAAGUUUAGUCUGUAAGUUGCUUUUAUACCUGAAGUGUGAUUUAUAGUGCUGUUAGGUUUCAUUGCUCUGUGCUGCAGGAUUCUCCCAGCAUAAACAAGUAUUCAAUAAUGUGAAAUAAGAAAUCGUUGUUUGCCAAAUAUGUCUCUCUAUAGGAAACCGGGAGCCAUUCUGUCUGAAAACAAAGACUUCACUCCGGGCAUUUAUCUGGUAGCUCUUGUGGACGCUGAACUCAUAACAGUGCUGGAGCAGGCGGAUCUCUUUGUUUUGCUCCGGGCCUCAGACAGGAGACUAUACCCAAUAUUGUCUGAAACAGUAGUGACCCAGGACGCUCCAGCAGUGGGCUGGUUUCACUAUGUCAAAGCCAUCCUGCUUAACACUGUCAGAAGGUGUCACUUGAUCCAAGCUGACAGUUUUUGUGACAUCCAGUAGGGAUUUUUGGAGUUGAGUUGGUAUGGGCAACAACUUUUUUCAGUGUGUAAAGUGAGUACUGUAUGUGUCAGCCUGCUGAGCUGUCACUCUGCCUCUCAAAACUGAUUCAGACAGCUUUACAGGUGCAGAGUUGAGCUGUGGGUCUUAUACAGCUUUUUGUUUGAGCAGGGUUGAGGUGCACGCAGUCUGACAGCAAAACACAAACAGAAAUCUUUGUCUUGACUGUUGACUUUCGUUCUGUUUAUCUACCUCUCAGCCACAUUGUUUCCUAAGUGGUCACUCUGGAUGGAUUGUGAUUAGCAUAUCUCAACAGUAAAAGCCAAGUGUUUGUGUUGUUGCUGGAUUGGACCCUCAGCAUUUUAUUGAUCAGGUAUUGAUUAACUCCCCGGCAGCAUUGAUCCGAGGGCUGGUGUGUUCAUUUUGGGUGACAGCUGAAGGGCGAGAGCUUGUGCUUUUUGUGUUUGUUGACUCAUGGGGAGAAAAUCAGGUGUACCACUGUUGAUUCAUCUCCACAAGGAAAGCGUGUGUAGUUUUAUUGAUGACCCAUGUCAGCUUGUGGUGCUACCAAAUUUGUUUUUUAAUAUAUUUUGUCCAUGAGACUAUAAAAUGUUCCAGAAACCUCUAGGAAGCAACAGCCCCAUAAACUACAGGCUCCAAGAGGGCCAUAGCUCUGCAGCAGCUCCCUCUUAAUAGUUUCAAUAUAAACUGAACAUUAUGACCAUCAUAAAGGUGGGAUUUAUUACAGGGUUGCUGUGUUAGGUUGGCAUCUGAGUGUAGGUAAAAAAAUCAAAACUGCUUACUGAAUAUCAUAACAAAGACUGUACUGUAAUUUGUUGUAAUUUUAAGGUGGCAAGUGGUGAAAGGUCGUUAGUACACUUGUGAUUCUUGCUGGUUGUGUAUAAAGAUGUGGGAGGAGUGGUGCAGAUGGCCUUGUGGUCAAAGCACACCCAAUAUAAGUUAUAGUCCUCAUCUGGUUCCACUCCUCCCACAUCUUCCACACUCUCUAUAUUUCCUCUUUUCAGCGUUCCUAUUUCAGAUAAAAAAAUACUAAAACACUUGACUUUAGAAAAUCAGAUCAGAUCCUUCAUGCUCUUCAUGAGACAUAUUAUGAAAACCUCUCUUUUUCCAUAUUUUUACAAAAAUACAUGGGUAUCAUGACUAUCCACUUACAAUUCCUUUGUUUGUGGUCGGCCUGUGUCUGAAAUCACACAAUCUGAGAGUCCAUUCUCCUUGUGAAGUCUCACCAAAGUCAUAGUAAUAAAUAAAGCCUGAUCCCUCAGCUGGCAUCUCCACCCUCUCAUUCCAAGACACACCACACAUGGAGUACUAAGCUUCUGGGAAAUCAGUUUUAGCCUUUAGCAUAUGUCGUUAAAUGUACAUGAGCUACUCCUGACCUUCUAAAACCUGCCUGAGAAGGAUCUCAUUUGCAUUUAAAGAGACACACACCAAAACCAACUGUUUUGGGAGAGGCUGCUCGAAGUGGGUCAACACAGGGUCAAAAAACGCCUCUGACGCUUGAUCCAUAUUAUGUUUUAUCCAAAGCACAGUAUAUUAAUGGUCAAAAGGUGUUAGUCAGACAUUCCAGGCCUGACACUGGUCUGUUUGCACACGGCCAUGGCAUGGGAUGUAUUCUACAUCUAUCCAGGCAAGACCCUCCAGACAGUGUUUGGAGGGGGCAGAACCUCUAAAAAAUACUGUACAAAUAUCUAGACUGUCACAUUCAUUUUGGGCCAACCAGAGCAACAAAACAUAUAAUGUUGGCCAAGGACUCAACUAUAUAAUGUAAGCAGGGUAGGUACUUGUCCUCUAUGUAAGCUUUAACUAUAUAUUUCAGUUCAAAGACAACUGUAUCACACAGUAUGAUAAAACUAUGUUAUCAUCUCACUUGUGUAUUUGGCCAGCGACAGAUAUAACUGCAUAUACCUGUUACAUCUGUCCAGGUUAUCUGCUUUGCAAGGUGAAUAAUACAUUCCCCAUAUUUUUUGAUAUUUUAAAAUGCAACAUAACCUUAUGGUCAAUUUUUGUCUUGAUUCACAACUGUAUUAUUUUGUGUACUUUGUGUUUCUAGUGGAUAUAUUAAAAGUACUGCAAACCUUUGUCAAUGUUAAAAAUGUACAUAAACACCAGCAAUGUCUUUGUCUGUUUCACAAGAUGCCACUGAAGUAUCAUCACAGGCUCUAAUUCCUAAGCCCAUUUGCUCACCCAAAGUCUCUGAAAACUGUACGUUUUAAAAAUUGUUUCGGAUGUCAUAAUUUCCUUAGUCAUCUAGGCUGCCAAACCGUCUAAUGGGAUUCUUUGCACCCUGGUUCAGAUGAGACCCUCAAAAGACUGAGAGUAAUACUGUUAAAUAUUAGUGCUUGAUUUUAACUCAGUGGAAAAGCAAUUCAUACAAAUGUUAGUAAAGACAAAAGCUUUAAAACUUGAAAUCAACAAAAAAUUAGUGUGACGGUGGUUAAGUCUCAUGUUUCUUGCUGAGUAAGCAAGUCAGUCAGCUACCUACUUGCUACUCGGCAACAUCUGCAGUGCUGUAUAAUGCAAAGGUAUAAGCAGAGACAGCUGGUGACAUAAACAGCAAAACGUUGUUACUGGUAAUAUUCUUUUCUUUUGACAGAACAUUUUCUCUGUUUGUCCUUCAUUCUCUCCCUCAGUACAAACAAGUGGAGCAGUAUAUGUCCUUCCAUAAGCUGCCUGCAGACUUCCGACAGAAAAUCCACGACUAUUAUGAGCACAGAUACCAGGGCAAGAUGUUUGACGAGGAGAGCAUUUUGGGAGAACUCAGCGAACCUCUCAGAGAGGUGAGACAUUAUCGAAUAAUGAUUCACAUAAUUUCACUUGAACGUAUUAACUUUUUUUUUUGUCAGUACUGUAUUAUUUUUUUUGUUUAAGAUAUCUGCAUAAUUCUCUGGGGUGUUAUUUUAAAUUUUUUGUAUGUUUUGUUUUGAAAAUACAGUGAAUCAGUUAUUGAUUUGCACCUCACUGUUGUGGAUUGAUUUUUAACAGAUGGUUACAAAACUAAAUCUUUGAAUUAUUAGUAUUAAUGCAUCCAGGGAAGACCACAACCUGGGUAUACAACAUCAGAUGUAAUUCCUUUGACUGGCUUUUCUUCUGUCAACACAAACACUGUUUUUAUGGAUUUAUUUCUAGGAAAUUGUAAAUUUCAACUGCCGUAAGCUGGUCGCGUCCAUGCCGCUGUUCGCUAACGCAGAGCCCAACUUUGUGACUGCCAUGUUGACCAAGCUGCGUUUCGAAGUUUUCCAGCCGCAUGAUUACAUUAUAAGAGAGGGAACCAUCGGGAAGAAAAUGUACUUCAUUCAGCAUGGAGUCUGCAGCGUCAUCACCAAGGGAACUCUAGCAAUGAAACUCUCUGAUGGCUCUUAUUUUGGAGGUACGACACAGUGUGUGGCUUGAGUUUGUUGCUUUGUUUAUGGCUACUUUAUUCAAAAAUUCUUCCCUUACUUCCUCCUUGUUUCAGAGAUCUGUUUAUUGACAAGAGGUCGUCGAACAGCCAGUGUGCGAGCGGAGACGUACUGUCGACUCUACUCACUGUCUGUUGACCACUUCAAUGAGGUGCUGGAAGAAUACCCCAUGAUGAGACGAGCCUUUGAGACUGUGGCCAUUGACCGACUAGACCGCAUAGGUAAAAAAACAACUAGUGUUUGAAUACAAACUAGAGAUCACAGCUCAACUUAAUCAACAUUUGAAGGUAAAAUGUUAAUAGUUCUCACUGAGCAAUAGACGGCUAGUUUUUUAGACCUAAUUUCAACCGUCUAGAUUCUGUAUAUUUUUUGCCAUUGCACUUUAAUCCAUUAUUAGUAUUAGUAUAACUAUUUAUUUUAAAAAACUGAUCUCCAAGUACUUAACCAAAAUAAUCAUGAUAGCUGUUGAGCAAUAUACAAUGAAGACCUCUGUUAGCCGGCUAGUCUAAACUUGGUCUAAAUUUAGACGUCUAAAAAACUUUCAUUUUUAGACCUGUUGUAGCCUGAUUUUAGACCAGUUGUUUAGGCAACAUUUAGACGUCUAUUAGACCUCUUUUAGACCAAAAGAUGCUUGGUGGGUUAAAGCCACGGCACAUUUAUAAAGUCUAACAUACAUCUGGCUGAGAAAAAUAGGCCAUGUUUUUCCUUUUUCUAAUCCUAGUUGUCAACAUUAGGUCUGCUUACAGCUUCUUUUUGAUCACUGUUUGACUGCAAGGAGCUGGAUGCAACACUGAGUGUGUGAUUACAGCUAAUUUUACAGACUAUUUCAACACCAAUAUCCUAAAAACAUUUUCUUCCAGCGAUGUUGUUUCAUUUUCUGUUAAUGGGGUUCGGUGCAGUGUCAAUGAUGGCGUCAAGAUUACACUUUUUUCACCAUUUUAAGCAGCUGUUAGUCUCUGCAUCCAGCUUUUAGAUGGGAGAUCUUGAAAAUGAACCCCAUGUAUGAGAAAUAAAAUAAUAUUGCUCUUUGUGUUUCCAGAUUGUAAGUGCUGAAAAAUGCUGUAAAAUGAGCUGUGCUGUUCCCUUGAAAUGAGGGAAUGGUAGAUGAGAGUACAGGGUGACACGUUCAUUUUCCUCAGGGCUUGUUCUGCUAGAGGAUGUACCUGGUGUGAAGGACAUCACAUGCUAUAUCCAACUCAUAUUGUUCUCUCUUUCCAAAUCCUCUUGUUUCCGUUUAUUUAUUCUUUGUUCUGCUCUUUGUCCUCUAUGUCCUCUUUGCUCUCAUCUACCUCUCUGAUAAUCGUUCUUCGUCAUUUUCCAGGUAAAAAGAAUUCCAUCCUGAUGCACAAAGUUCAGCACGAUCUCAACUCCGGGGUCUUCAACAACCAGGAGAAUGAGAUGAUCCAGGAAAUUGUCAAGUACGAUCGUGAGAUGGUAAAGCUGGUGGACCUACAGCGGCCGAGAGCUAUGUCUAUGACCCCCUCCAUCGGCGGUAUCUUUGCCCCUCCUGGACAGCCGCAGUCUGGUUCUGCUAUUGCUACCCUCCAGCAAGCAGUGGCCAUGAGUUUCUGUCCUCAGAUGGCGAGUCCUCUGGUGGGUCCAGGAACCCUGCAGUCCCCUAGAAUGGUUCGAAGGUUUCAGGUGAUGCAGAACCUGUCCAGCCCUGUCUCCAUGUCUCCUCUUCAGUCUCAGCCCCCUCAGGCAUUUGGAGGGGCAUUUGGAUCUGCGAUCUCCAGCCCGCCCGUCCAAAGCCCGCUUGCUGCUUCAGGACGGACUUUCCAGUACAUGGCGAGUGCAGGACCCUCUGGUUCCCAGUUGUCCCUAGUACAGCACCAUGCACCCAGCCCCACACAGACCCAGCAGAGGCCAGCCUCACACAAGAGCACCCACUCCCUUCAUACAGGCAGCCUGAGUCAGGAUACACGGGCCUUGUCUGCCUCCCAGCCUUCACUUCCCCAGGAGGGAACACCACAAGCUGCCUCUGCGGCCCCCAGCCCUCCACCAUCCACUCGCACCUCCAACAACUCCAUCGGCCCCCCUCAGCCACCUCACUCCAGCCUACCCGGGCCAUCAGGGGUGGGGAGAUCAGCAGGAGCUCAACAAAGGGUGGCCUUUGCCUCCACACCCCCUCCUGGUGGACCUGCUGGGUCGGGGGCAGUAGCAGCAGCUGCUGGAUCAGGACCUCCAGACUCUGGAGUUCCCAAGAAAGAUUCAAUUGUCAGCCUUCCAGAGCUAGACUCUGCCAGAUCCCGGCUGUCUUCCAACUUGUGACCCUGGUAGAGUUCAGGAAAGAGGCCUUUUUUGUAGGAGAAUCUGUUUGUUUUAGGUCAGUCCAGCUGAUCUGUCAGCCUGCUCAAUGACCAAUCAGCUACCGCCAGCGCCACACGUCAUUGGACCUGGAUGCACUGUGUGCUGAAGUCAGCAGAAGGAAAAGAGCAACUCAAAGCUUUGAGACACUUUGACUAGGAGGAGUCUAUACAAUUAAACUAGUAUAACUUAAGGUGGAACUGGUCUUGUCUACUGUGCCAGCACCUUUAGUCUUAGUAUCACCCCUUACACUCUGCUUCCAAACACCUACUGUAUAUCGCUGUCUUUACUGUAAAGAUAUGAAGAAGAGUACGAUAAAUGUAACUAUUGCAUACUGUGUAGAAUCCAUGCAAUGCAAUCUAGCAGGAGCUGGACUUAAAAAUGAAAAUCAGGGACUUGAGGUCAAAUGACAAUGACAUUUUAAGCGUUCAAAAGUGUUUUGAGUGUCAUUUUCUUUACGUAUAAGCUGUCGUAGCAAAAGAACACAUUGCUCUCCAUAUUGUUUCAAAUAGUAGUGAAGUAGUGUUUUAGACCGCUGGUCGAUCUUACAUCGAUGUGUAAAUAGUUGAUGAAAAAAGUGCAGAGGGUUAUUAUAUUCAUUGUAUCUACCCAAACCAAAGUUGAGCUCGAACACAAAGUCUGGUUGUGUCUGUAUCAACUAAAAAAGAAACAUAGAAGAAAAUGCCAUUUAUUUAACUGCCUUGAUUCAACGUUAGAAGCCAUAUAUUUGGUUUGUGUGUUUGUGUAUAUGUGGGCGUAAGUCUGUGUGGGUGAGUUUGUUUGUACAUUUUGGUUCUAUUUUCAAAGGAUGGACACACACUCUGUAAACAGCUUUGUGGUGCGUGAUUGGUUUGACAUGCUGACGUCGGCUCUGACCUGUUUUCAUGAAACACCUCUGAGGCGGUCAGACGUUCGCUCAGCCUUCUGAUUGUAACCCUGAGGGAAAAGGUGGUUAAAUAAUCUGAGCUUUAUCGAAAGGAAACAUUUGUGAACAACCCAUACUGUAUACUUGCUUGUUUUCGUCUAGGUUUUAUUGAUUAACACAUGCAAUAUAAUUCUGCAAUACUCUACCCCGCCUAUAUAUAAAUAUAUGAAUAUAAAUAUCUAUACAUAUGCUGUACAGGAAAGUGAACUUGUUUCUUUUUCCUUUUGUUUCUUUUCAAUGUGAAACCUUAAAGAAUCCAGCAGCUAUUGUGGCUUCACUUGAGGUAUUGUAAUCCAGUGACCAUGUUGUUACCUUAACCAAAAAUGUCAGGGGGAGUGAGAGGACAUGCUGUGUCAUUUUUUCAUAGAAAAACAGAAGCAAACAGGCUCAGAAUCAGGAGGAAUCUAUGCUUUCAGUUCAGCAAGUCAGAUCCUCUAAAUCGUCACUUUAAAGCCCAGUUGAAGAUGAUAAAUUGUAAGCAGAAUUGGGGGUUUGGGGGGGAAGGGCAACAUGGGGUUAAAAAAUGCCUCAUUUGUAAAAAAAAAAAAACCUCUUUGCUCCAUAUCAAAGUCUCUGUGCGCCCCGUAUCACCCGAAACCCCCAUGAAUGUCUCAACAUUUGGAUCCUAUUGUUCAAGCGGAAAUUUCUGGACAAGUUUGAGGCUUUGGUUGUAUUAGUUCAAAGUCUUCUGAUCCUGCUGAACCUAAAAAGCCUUCUCUUGCUGAAUGUACGCCAUACGAGAAGGAAGACAGCUAAUCAGAAAUAAACUGCCAUGUAAAUAGAGGGUCGGAGGUUUAGAGAGGCUUUUAUGAUGCAAGGGGGGUUUGGGGGCGUUGCUGUAUGUGUUGCUGAGUGUCUAUGCGAUCUUUUUAGGUUCAAUAAUGCUUCUCUGGGUGGAACAUUACUGUAUUUAACCUGUAUGCUACCACCCCCUUUCCUUACACUACCCCUUACACAUGAGAGGAAACCUUCUUUUGGUUAAUUAAUUGAUUUGAGCGUGAACGAGAGUGAGCUGUACCCGCUUUGAUCUUCCGGGUUUAAAGCGAGCACUGAGGACAUUCAGUUAAGCACCUUCUGUUGCACUUCGACCUUGAAAUCAAACUAAAAAAUCAAUGCUCUAUUCCUCUAAAAUGGCUGCAGUGCUUCUCCUGGAGCUGUUAUCUAGUUAAAAAGUAAGGACGAAAAGUGAAUCCAAUUGGGGUUGAAAAUAGGCAGCUGAUUCAAUGUGUUAAAUAAACACUGCGUCCAACUUUGUUGGCUCUGGGAAUCAAUCCUGAGCCAAACUGUAAAAUCAAUGCGAUGGACAUUUCACUCAGGUUUGCUACCUUUCCAGAGAGAUGUAUUGAUCGCCUCAGCAUGGCAUUCCAUUGAUUUCUGUAAACCCGCCCAUCCUCCCAUAAUCAACCUGUUGAUUUAACCAUGCUGAAAGAUUCCCCUUGAAUUUUGAUUGGCUGAGAAAAAACAAGGAGUAUCACAGAUUGUUAUUGGCAAAACUCGCUGCAGCUAAGCUUUGAUCACUUUUCCUGAGAGCUUUUUGAAACAAGGUGUGGUUGAUUGUUUUUAUCCAAGGGCUUCAUUAUAUGGCUUGUAAACCCUGGCUCAUCGUUUCUGUAGAGCUGCCACACUUUCACUUCCUGUUUUUCGAUCAGUAACAUGCACUAAACUUUUUUUUCUUUGUUGGGUCAAAAUACUUCAACCUGCUCCAUCAGCGUCACUUUGUAUUGCUUUUUCUUAUGGGAAAGGUACACGCCAAAAUGCCAAUGUGAUUGUGAUGAACCGAAUCCAUUUGAGUCAAUAGCUGUUGUGUGCUUCAAUACUGUUCCAGUGCAAUCAAUUGGUCCUCAUCCCUGUUCCUUUGUGCUAAUACCAGAGUUUGCCCUAUUAAGCUGCUAUCAGGACUGUGCUGAUAUUAUUUGAAUGAGUCCACAGUCAGUAAGAGCGAGAUGGACAGAGAGUUAAAAAGCUACAGGAACGUUUCAGGCAAUAUCAGGCACCGUCUCUAUUUCAUUGCAUCCAUCCAGUAAGAUAAAGUGUAAUUCACUCCCACUCAAAGGAUGGCAUCCCAGACUUUGAUCAGUACCACUCUGUUCAAACCUCACGCCAUGAGGCUGAUACAGAGCUAACAUCGCACACACUUCUGUCAGGUAUCUGUUUCGUGUCUGUGCCACGAGUGCGUCCUGGCUCUCAGCCACUGUCGAGGUGUGUGUGACACAGCGCUGUGUUUGCCUGAUGACGGGUGGUUCAAAGUGCGAUUGUUUAAUGGUUCUUCUUUUGGACCUUGCUGUGAAGUGGGAUUGAAAUCCCUCAUACGUGUUUGACACUGACUGACAAUUAUUGAGAGUUUCUACGUUUCAAACCUCUCAUUCUUGCUGUACCAGAUAUAAAAAGGGUACUGAAUGCCUUGGUGUUGAUAUGUUAGCAAAUCAGGGUAUUAUUUUCUGUUUGUAAAGUGUCUUUGAUUUAUCGGUAUAUUCUGUUUGGUUCUUGUUUUUGCAAUGUGCCCCAUGCACAUGGACUGUAUAUACCUUGUGCCUAGUAUAUCUAGUUUCCACAUAGUCUAUUUUUGUGGUAUGUAUGUGCCUGUAAAAAUGCAAAUACGUGUUUUUAUUUUCAACUUGCAAUAUAUGUAAAAAAAAGAAAAAAAAAAACAGUAGAUGAAGACUAGUAUUGCUGAAUUAAAAUGACAAUGUCAGUAUAUAUAAUUUUCCCUGAUUUGGGAAACACAAAAUUGCACAUUUUUGUUGGUUUGAGCCUUCCAACACCAUGCGCGCUGUACUCUGUACUUUCAUGUUCUGUACAUACGGUAUACACAGAGAUGUGGGGCACAUUGUCGUGUUUGUCCACAACCUGCUGUAUCAGAAACAUUUUCUACAGUGAGAGGGUGAGCUCUGACAGGCUUCUGGUGGAUAUCGGCAGUCUAGACGUUAGCUUAGAUGACCUGCUCGUUGCACAGGAACAAAAGAAAACAAAAACGGUGGCGACACCUGCACAAUAUCAAUACAAAACACAACAUGUAAAUGCUGGAUAAUGUAAAACUAUAUUGUUGCACAGGUCUUCAAACACUGACUCUGGUUGCACACUAAUCUGGUGUUUGCUAUUGAAAAAGAAAAGAUCUCUCAAGACAAAACGAGCCUCAGCCGUCUCGAGCUCGACCUCCAGUUGAGUUACCUUGACAGCUAACAGUAGAGUGCAUGCUCGUAUUUUUCUCCUCUAAGCAAAGUUCUGUGUACGAUUCUUAGUGGGACCUUCAGAUCUAGACACUGUCAUGUACCAACUACUGUACAAUGAUUUUAUUUAGUAUUACAGUUUAACCUUUGUGUCGUAGCUACUGUAGCCUGCUUAGCUUACCUAAGCCUUCUCUCUGCUUCAGGACUCUGUGUAUUGUGUGCUUGAGUUUGUUUGUGUGUGUGUGCGUGUGUUCCUGUGCCUUUCCUUCUAUAAUGUUGGUCCCACUGGAGAAUACGACGCCAUUUGAGGGGGUUUAAACCCAAAUGAAGCUGAGAGAGUCAGUUUUAAAUGAUCACAAAUCCACUAAAAAGAAAACUAAUACUGUAACGCUCCUAGGAAUUAAUGACUCUAGCACAGCCCUAGACUUUAGUAGCAUUCCACAGCAUGCACGAGCAGCUCGGUGUGGGCAUCCAGACACACUUUACCAGCACCAUGUAGACAACAGCACAGAUAACUGACACAAUGUGUGUCCUCUCUAUUUCUUUCUCUAUCUCUCUCUGGAGGCCAAUCUGCAACCAUCUCAGGCUGUGCUCGGCUUCUGCUCUUAACUAAAAGUAUCUCAGAACUCCAGCUCUGUCUAAGUUGAUGUCUACAGUCCAGGAACAAAUCAGCUCCCAGCCCGAACUGCAGCAUUUUCAAAAUCGAUUUCAAAGGAUCGUGGAAAGGGAGGGGGUGGGGAAAGUUAAAAUUCUUGAGAUAUUUGUUGCGGCUUUUUCAGGCUGAAACGCACAGCUGGCAGCGAGGGUCUUGGGGUUCUGAUUUGAUCCUGUGUCCAAAAGGCUGUCUUGUCCACCACCUUUGCUGGCCGAGAACACAGAGCCACACCCUGGUCUCUCUCAAUAAGCUGGUCUGUCAGUCAGUGGCAAUGUCGUUUAAGCGUUCGUAAAAAGACGAUACAUUGUUGUGCAAUAAAAAGAUGAGCGCAUUGGCAUACUUACC